UCAUCUUCCGGACUACUCUAAAAUUCUCAUAUUCCUGAAAAUAUCUUCUACAACUCUUUUCUGUGAUUAAGUUUUCUUGUGGGGUGGUACCGAUGUAGGUGAUUAUGAAUAACAAGGAUGGGAAUUUUGGCUUUGAUCAUGGUGCCAAUUUUUAGCAUUGAGUUCGGUAACUAUUGCCAGAUUAUCAAUAUGCGUUCGUAGCUUCUGCUUGCGGGCAACAGGAUGGCGGACAUGAUUCUAAACGUUUCUCUUGUUCCGGCUUCGGAAGUCCUAUCCCGGAUUGUAGAUGCCAUAGUCGAGACAGUAAAUGCUGCCGAAGAUGUCCUCAUUGAAAAGGAAAAUUUUGCUGAACUUUCAACUUAUUUGGAGAGGAUCGUCCCUGUUCUGACAGAGUUGUCCAAGAAAAAUAUCAAUGCUUCAGAUAGCUUAAAGAAUGCUGUUGACAUUCUUAACCGAGAGAUCAAAGUUGCGAAGCAGCUCGUCUUGGACUGUAGCAAGAGAAGCAAGGUCUAUCUUCUAGUAAAUUGCCGUAAGAUUGUUAAGUCCUUAGAGGACACCACAAGAGAGAUCAGUCGGGCAUUGGGCCUCAUCCCUUUGGCUUCACUGGAUCUCUCAAUUGGUAUCACUGAAGAGAUCAGCAAGCUGCAAGAUAACAUGCUGAGAGCAGAGUUUAGGGCAGCUGUAGCAGAGGACGAUAUACUGAAGAAAAUUGAGUCCGGAAUACGGGAGAGGACUGUUGACCGUUCUUAUGCAAAUAAUCUGUUGGUUCUCAUUGCAGAGGCUAUUGGGAUUCCACCUGAACAGUCAGCAUUGAAGAAGGAAUUCGAAGAGUUCAAGAAGGAGAUAGAAGAAACAAAGCUGAGGAAGGACAAGGCUGAGGCUGUACAAAUGGAUCAGAUCAUUGCAUUGCUUGGAAGGGCUGAUGCUGCUUCAUCUCCUGAGGAGAAGGAGAUCAAAUAUAUCAUCAAGCGAAACUCUUUAGGUAGCCAACCGCUGGAACCUCUUCAGUCAUUCUACUGCCCAAUCACUGGAGAAGUUAUGGUGGACCCUGUGGAAACUUCCUCUGGACAGACAUUUGAGAGAAGUGCAAUACAGAAGUGGUUUGCAGAGGGGAACACCAUUUGUCCCUUGACCGUGACUCCACUGGACACAUCAAUUUUACGGCCUAACAAAACUCUGCGACAAUCAAUUGAAGAAUGGAAAGAUAGGAACACAAUGAUUACAAUUGCCUCCAUGAAAACCAAACUCCUCUCAGAUGAUGAGCAAGAAGUGCUAAAUUCCCUUAGCCAGCUGAAGGAACUUUGUGAAGAAAGAGACUUGCACCGGGAAUGGGUAGUAUUGGAGGACUAUAUUCCUAUUCUCAUCAAACUUCUUGCUACAAAAAAUUGUGAUAUGAGGAAUCAUGUUUUGGUCAUUCUUUGCAUUCUAGCAAGGGACAGUAAUAAUAGCAAGGAAAAAAUUGCUCAUACAGAAAAUGCCAUUGAAUCUAUUGUUAAGUCCCUUGCACGUCGUAUUGGGGAAAGUAAGUUAGCAGUAGCACUGCUUUUGGAACUGUCAAAAAAUGAAGUGGUACGCCACUACAUUGGGAAGGUUCAGGGCUGCAUAUUCCUCUUGGUGACCAUGACAAGCCAAGACGAUACACAAGCUGCCCGAGAUGCGAAGGAGCUUUUGGAUAAUCUCUCAAUUUUUGAUCAGAAUGUUGUACAGAUGGCAAGGGCAAACUAUUUCAAGCCUCUAUUGUUGCGUCUUUCUUCAGGGCCUGAAAAUGUCAAAAUGAUCAUGGCAACGACUUUGGCUGAAAUGGAGUUAAGUGAUCACAGUAAAUUGACUUUGUCUGAAGAUGGGGUACUGGGACCACUUCUUCACUUGGUAACACUUGACAAUGUGGGGACAAAAAUAGUGGCUGUUAAAGCUCUUCAGAAACUCUCAACUGUACCACAGAGUAGCUUGUUGAUGAUUAGAGAAGGUGUAGUGGGCCCAUUGCUUGACCUCCUCUACUGUCACAGCACAUCUUCCCCAAGCUUAAGAGAACAUGUAGCCGCAACUAUUAUGAACCUUGCCAUAUCAACUGCAGCGGAAGAAGCCAGUCAGACAGAGCUGUCAUUGUUGGAAUCUGAUGAAGACAUUUUCAGACUAUUUUCAUUAAUUAAUUUGACAGGACCUGAUGUACAACAAAGCAUUUUACGUACCUUCCAUGCCAUGUGCCAACCCCCGUCUGCAAAAGAUUUAAGGUCUAAACUUAGACAGUUUUCAGCUAUUCAAGUAUUGGUUCAGUUAUGUGAGCUUGAUACUGCAACUGUACGAGCAAAUGCUGUGAAGCUGUUCUGUUGCUUGACAGCAGAUGGCGAUGAUGGCUUGCUGUCAGAGCAUGUUAAUCAGAGGUGUGUUGAAACUUUACUCAGGAUCAUCAGAACUUCUAACGAUAAUGAAGAGAUUGCUGCUGUAAUGGGUAUCAUUGUUAACCUCCCCGUGAACCAAACCCAAAUCACUCAGUGGCUUUUAGAUGCAGGCGCACUUCCGGUCAUUUUCAGAUUUCUUAGUAAUGGAAAUUAUACUGGUUCAGCUAGAAACCAUCUAACUGAGAAUGCUGCAGGAGUGAUAUGCCGUUUCAGUGUUACAAUUAAUCAUGAGUGGCAGAAGAGAGCAGCAGAAGCUGGCAUUAUCCCUGUAUUGGUACAGUUGCUGGACUCCGGAACUGCUCUGACAAAACAAUGUGCAGCCAUUUCACUUGCUCAGUUUUCAGAGAGUUCAGCUGUGCUGAGUAAACCAAUAAAAAAACAAGGGGGAUUGUGGUGCUGGUCAGCCCCACCCGAAACUCGCUGCCCAGUGCACAUGGGCAUUUGUGAUGUGGAGUUUUCGUUUUGUCUUUUGGAGGCUGGUGCGGUGCAACCCCUUGUGAGGGUGCUUGGGGAGCCAGAUAUUGGAGCCUGUGAGGCUGCUUUACAGGCACUGUUGACUCUGAUUGAUGGUGAAAGAUUACAGAAUGGUAGUAAGGUGCUUGCGGAGGCAAAUGCCAUUGCAGCAAUCAUUAAGUUAUUGGGUUCACCCUCUAGCCAACUACAAGAGAAAUCUUUGAAUGCUUUGGAGAGGAUUUUCCGGCUGGUGGAGUUCAAGCAACAGUAUGGGGCUCUAGCUGAGAUGCUUUUAGUAGAUAUAACUCAGAGGGGAAAUAGUGCUAUGAAAUCUUUGGCAGCCAAAAUACUUGGUCACCUGAAUGUGCUUCACGACCAAUCCUCUUAUUUUUAAAUUAAUCGAACGUUAAAGGUUUUGAACCCCUUCGAAUUGAACACACAUUGUUGAAGCAGAAUCAUGUCUGAAGAAGUUGGACAUCAGGCACAAUAUGAUACUUGGGCAUUGAUAGAAGAUUAUUAUUGGCCACAAAUCGUGUAUCCUAUCUUCUAAUUCUGUAAAGAUUGAAUUGAGUUUUGCUUAGAAAGAAGAUCAAGCAACUGAAGGGGUGGAGGUCCUCGAAGUAUUUGUAUCGAGGCCUCAGUGCAGAAUUUAGGAUAAACAGUGUACAUUACCUCUGUCCAGUCCUGCCAAUGCAAGGUCAUUUUAGAAUUGAAGAACUUUGAUUCUUUUGGUGUAUUGUUGACAAGAAUGUGUUUGUAUUUUAUAUAGAGGCCAAUAACAGGGUACGGUUCUUUGUAAUCAGGGCAGUCUAUUAUAAUAGAAGAAGUUGAAUUUGGAA
This is a messenger RNA of Telopea speciosissima, 3691 nucleotides long. RefSeq names its product U-box domain-containing protein 44-like. Gene Ontology annotation, molecular function: ubiquitin-protein transferase activity; protein binding. Gene Ontology annotation, biological process: protein ubiquitination; cell surface receptor signaling pathway. Lineage: Eukaryota; Viridiplantae; Streptophyta; Magnoliopsida; Proteales; Proteaceae. The transcript is spliced from 4 exons. The record is from RefSeq and is a predicted model, not a curated record. The coding region runs from base 223 to 3246 and encodes 1007 amino acids.